Messenger RNA from Phoenix dactylifera (date palm), 1787 nucleotides. Lineage: Eukaryota; Viridiplantae; Streptophyta; Magnoliopsida; Arecales; Arecaceae. The record is from RefSeq and is a predicted model, not a curated record.
UUGCUGUUGGAAUAGGAGUCUGUCAACCUCCUCAUACCGAGUCGCCGUCUAACCUGGCCUCCAUGUUUACGGUCUGUCGGUCGGCAUAGUCCAGAGCACGUCUUUUCCGGCGGCAACCGGUGUCUGACGAUGCCUACUGAAGGCGGAAGUCGUAUUCCUCUGUUUUCCCUCCUCGAUCGGCGGUGCUUGGAGGUGCUCGGAACGGGGGAGACGGGUGAGGCAGGUGCUCGCCGGCUUUUACGUACAGAUCUCUCGGGACGUCUGCCGUUAUCGCAGACGGAUCCACUCUGUAAUCCAUUAGAAUAAGUGGAGCGCACUUGUUCGCCGUACAAUGGAUUUCAAGUUCCAUAAGCUCCUGACCCCUAGACGGACGGGUGCUAAUUGGGCUCGGGUCGAGCUAGGCUGGUCGAUGCGUUAAAGGAUGGGCCACCGCGUCCACAGCAUCGUCGCAGCGGCUGGAGCCCUCCUCGAGCCCUAGCCAACCCACAUCCCUCGUGCUGUCUUCUUCGGAACCGGCGGCGGCGGCAGCAGCAGCAGCAGGCGGCCGACGCCGUUGUGGUGUCGAUGGACGCUGCCCUCUUCUCCCCGGCUUCUCUCUUCCGCUCGUUCGACAGCGACGACGACGACGACGACGAGGACGAAGGCCACAAGGGGGUGCAGCAGCAGCUCUACGUUGAAAGAACCCAUGCUUUUCCUGGAAUGGACUUGAUAAUUCGAGAAUUUUCAUUUCAUCAGCUAAAUGCAAAUUUACUUUGGCCUGGGACGUUUGCAUUUAGUGAAUGGUUAUUUCAAAAUCAAUCCCUUUUAUGUGGCAGACAUAUCUUGGAAUUGGGAAGUGGAACUGGAGCUUUAGCGAUUUUCUUGAAAAGAUCAUUUGUAGUUGACAUCACAACUUCAGAUUUUGAUGACAAGGAAAUAGAAGAAAAUAUAGCCCAUAACUGUAGAGCUAAUGAGCUGGCUGUGUUACCUCACAUCAGAUAUACAUGGGGAGAAAAUUUUCCAACUUCUGAACCAGGCUGGGACUUGAUUAUUGCCAGUGAUAUUCUAUUAUAUGUGAAACAGUAUUCAAAUCUGAUAAAGACCCUGAGCUUCCUCCUAAAAGCUUACAAACCAAAAGAUGAGAAAGCAGGUGUUGCAAAUUGUCAGGAAAAGAAGUGCAACUGCAGUGGCCACUAUUUUUGAUGAGUUGGCGACGUAGGAUUGGUCGAGAGGAGGAAGCACUGUUUUUCACUGGGUGCGAGGAUGCUGGUCUUGCGACACAGCAUGUCGGGUCUCGUGUGUACUGCAUCAGCCUUAAGAAGGAUGUUUAGAGGUUAGAAACAAGCAAAUAUAAAUCAGAUAUGUCAUGGUGUGCAGUGUGCUUACAUUUCCGAGAUGCUGAAGUUGAUUAUGCCACCAGAGCUCUUGCAUGCCCCUCGUGCCUUCCUACACACUUUGUAUGUUUGAUACGAUUAGCAACAGUUAAAAAAUUUUGAGUUUAGCUUGCAAAAUUUUACUUAUUUGUUUGUUUGUUUAUUUCUUUUUAAAAAAGAUGGCUUGUCCGUCUGGUGUCCGCUAGGUAUAGAAUAUGAACCUUAGGCAUGCAAUGCAGCGGCGGUCUCCGUUUUGUCGUUCAGGCGGAAGACUAAUGUUCCUUCUCGCGGUUGGCCGUCAGAUAGAUUCGAAUGCUUUGGAAUCUGGGAGCAUGAUAAUGGAGUGGAGAGAGAUGUCCUGAUGUCAUGUUUAAUCAUUUUUUCUUUCGCAUCGAAUCUUCUCAGUUAUUUAAUAUUGGCAACUAUUUUGGAUCA